AUGCAGGAGCCUGGGGAUCUCCGUCAUGCGGAGGUGCCGGAAGUGGUGCAGGAGCUGCCGGUGACCUCGCCCAUGGAUGACUUCAGGCAGCCUCGCUACAGCAGCAGCAGCAACUUCGAGACGCCUUCCAGAAGGGCCCCCACGAAAGGAAGAGCAGGCAGGUCCAAGCGGCCGGAGCAGGACCACUAUGAAACAGACUACACGACUGGCGGAGAGUCGUGUGAUGAGCUGGAGGAGGACUGGAUCAGGGAAUAUCCACCUAUUACUUCAGAUCAACAAAGACAACAGUACAAGAGAAAUUUUGACACUGGCCUGCAGGAAUAUAAGAGCUUACAAGCAGAACUCGAUGAGGUCAAUAAAGAACUCUCUCGUCUGGAUAAAGAAUUGGAUGACUAUAGAGAAGAAAGUGAAGAGUACAUGGCUGCCGCUGAUGAGUACAAUAGACUGAAGCAAGUUAAGGGAUCUGCAGAUUACAAAAAUAAGAGGAAUUAUUGCAAGCAGCUGAAGAGCAAAUUGUCACACAUCAAGAAGAUGGUGGGAGAUUAUGACAGACAGAAAACAUAG
This is a messenger RNA of Enhydra lutris kenyoni (northern sea otter), 564 nucleotides long. Its product is annotated as occludin-like. Gene Ontology annotation, biological process: bicellular tight junction assembly. The record is from RefSeq and is a predicted model, not a curated record. Bases 1 to 564 code for a protein of 187 amino acids. Gene Ontology annotation, cellular component: bicellular tight junction; cytoplasmic vesicle; apical plasma membrane. NCBI's taxonomy places the organism in Eukaryota, Metazoa, Chordata, Mammalia, Carnivora, Mustelidae. The transcript is spliced from 5 exons.